Molecule: messenger RNA, 2891 nt
Organism: Carya illinoinensis
Lineage: Eukaryota; Viridiplantae; Streptophyta; Magnoliopsida; Fagales; Juglandaceae
Product: scarecrow-like protein 14
Exons: 2
Coding region: 216-2453 (745 amino acids)
Biological process (GO): regulation of DNA-templated transcription
Cellular component (GO): nucleus
Molecular function (GO): DNA-binding transcription factor activity; sequence-specific DNA binding
Source: RefSeq, a predicted model, not a curated record
CCCCCCCCCCCCCCCCCCCCCUCGCCUAAGAUAUUUGACGUCUGAGAUUGUUUUGUUCCCAUCAAUUCAUGAGCGCCCAAAUCCUCAUCACCCUCUGCCAGCAAACCAGCCUUCCUUUUUUUUAGCCGGAGCAGCCCUGCUUUUCGCUUCUUCAAAGUGGAGGAUAGGCUGUUUAAACACCUCUCUUUCUCUCUCUCCUUGAGGUUUUGGCUCAGAUGGCCAUGGAUCAAUCUUCGAGAGGAUUCUGCGGCACCAAAGGAUUAAAUCCGGGUGAUGAGACUUCUUUGGGGUUAUGGAAUCCGAAUCUUAUCAGCCGAUUCAAAAUGGACAAUACCUUUGUUGAUCAAAACUACACACGUAUUCCUCCCCUGCCAACUGAUCCAAUACCUAGCAAUUUGGAAUUGACUUCCUGCGUGAACUCAGAAGGAGAUUCGCAUGAAGACUGUGAUUUUAGUGAUGUAGUUUUGAGGUACAUAAACCAGAUGCUCAUGGAAGAAGAUAUGGAAGAGAAGGCUUGCAUGUUUCAGGAGGCACUUCAAGCCACCGAGAAAUCAUUGUACGAGGCCCUUGGGGAGAAGUAUCCUCCUACACCUGAUCAUGCUGUGGCGCCUUAUGUGGAUCAAAACUACGAAACCCCAGAUGAAAGUCAUGCUUUGAAUCAAGAUGAUUAUACCUUGUGUACUAUCAGCUCUAGAGGUACCAUCUCAGCAGGUGCUGGGUGGACUUGUGAUUUGGGAGAGCUUAAAUCAUCGCGUAUUGUCUCUGUGUUUACCCCUCAGUCGUCCUACAGCUCCACUCACUGGACGGGUAAUGUUGUAGAUGGGUUCGUGGAUUCCCCAGUCAGCCCUCUUGGAGUGCCAGCAAUAUUUUGUGAGAGUGAGUCUGUCAUGCAAUUUAAAAGAGGGUUCGAGGAAGCAAGCAGGUUUCUUCCCAAUGGAAAUGGUCUGAUAGCUGAUUUGGAGAGUAAUGGUUUGGUUUUGAAAGAACUGAAGGAAGAUGCUAAGGAUGUGGUAGUUAAGAUUGAGGAGUACCAUGAGAGUCAGCACUCCUUAGACGGGAUGAGGAGAAAGAAGAAUCCUUAUCUUGUGGAUGUGAACUUAAAGGAAGGGAGGAUUAGCAAGCAGUUGGCAGUCUCUGCAGAAUCAACUGUGACUUCAGAAAUGUUUGAUAUGGUUUUGCUAAAUGAUGGAAAAUGUGAAUUUGUACUUCAUCAAGCUUUGCAAAAUGGGACAAGCGAGAAUGUGCAGCAGAAUGGUCGGUCCAAAGGGUCGAAUGGUGGAAAGGCACGUGGGAAGAAGAAGGGAGGUAAAAGGGAUGUGGUAGAUUUGAGAACUCUCUUGACGCUUUGUGCACAAGCCGUUGCAGCCAAUGACCAGAGGAACACUAAUAAGCUACUGAAGCAGAUCAGACAGCAUUCUUCUCCUAUCGGAGAUGGGAUGCAAAGAAUGGCCCAUUAUUUUGCCAAUGGUCUUGAGGCACGCAUUGCUGGCUCUGGUACUCACAUUUAUACUGCCCUGAUUACCAGGCCAACUUCAGCUGCUGAUGUCUUGAAAGCUUACCAUCUUUUUCUUGCUGCCUGUCCCUUUAAGAAGCUUUCAAAUUUCUUUUCAAAUAGAACCAUUAUGAAUUUAUCUAAGAAGGCAACAAGGCUCCAUAUUGUUGAUUUUGGUAUCCUUUAUGGUUUUCAAUGGCCUGGCCUCAUUCAGUGUCUCUCGUCUAGGCCUGGUGGACCUCCUAAGCUUCGAAUUACUGGAAUUGAUCUUCCUCAACCUGGUUUUCGGCCUGCAGAAAGGGUUGAUGAGACAGGACACCGCUUAGCAAAAUAUGCAGAGACUUUCAAUGUUCCAUUUGAGUUCAAUGCGAUUGCACAAAAGUGGGAUACCAUCCAAGUUGAGGAUCUAAACCUUGACAAUGAGGAGGUGCUUGUUGUCAACUGUAUGUACAGAUUAAGAAAUCUACUUGAUGAGACAGUGGUGGUAGAGAAUCCAAGAGAUAUUGUUUUAAACCUGAUCAGAAAGAUGAAUCCAGAUGUUUUCAUACAGGGCACCGAGAAUGGGGCCUUUAGUGCACCCUUCUUCAUCACAAGAUUCCGAGAGGCGCUAUUCCAUUACUCUACUUUGUUUGAUAUGCUUGAGACUACCGUGCGCCGUGAGAUUGAGGAGAGGCUACUUAUUGAGAAGGAGAUAUUUGGGCGUGAGGCAAUGAAUGUCAUUGCAUGUGAGGGCUCAGAGAGGAUUGAGAGGCCUGAGACAUACAAGCAAUGGCAGCUCCGGAAUAUGAGGUGUGGGUUUAGGCAACUCCCUUUGAACCGGGAGAUCGUGAACAUGGCAAAAGAUUGGGUAAAAUCAUCUUACCACAAGGAUUUUCUGAUUUAUGAAGAUGGUGAAUGGCUGUUGCAGGGGUGGAAGGGACGAAUUGUUUAUGCACUCUCUUCUUGGAAGCCAGUUAGUUAGGCACCUUACUGUUGAUUAUUCGUUGAAGGUCAUGGGAUUCUCCUUGCAAUUGCCUUGCGGUAGGGGAUAUGCUCUGAGAAUUUCUUCCCCUAUUUCUGAUACAUAAAGUCAAGGUACUGAAAUAUCACGGCUAAAAGAAUAUUUUUAUUUCUCUUCCUCCUACUGAUACCUCAAUGUUGAUGUUCGUAUGGUGGUAAAGUGAACUUAAUAUGAAUGGCUGAAUACUUUUUUGCCGAGCAGGUUAACUGGAGGCAGAAUAAAGACUGCUGCCUGCUUGUUGUCAUCGUUCUAUGGAAGACCUAUUCUUGAAUUGUAGGUAGAAAGAAGCGACACUACUUGACAUUUCCCAGUAAUUGACAUCUUGUUUGCUAUAUUGGUCUAUACACAUUUGUUUGAUAACCUUAAUUUAAAAUAAAUAUUUUAAACUCUCUUUAUGUA